Molecule: messenger RNA, 1645 nt
Organism: Xiphias gladius (swordfish)
Lineage: Eukaryota; Metazoa; Chordata; Actinopteri; Istiophoriformes; Xiphiidae
Product: nuclear GTPase SLIP-GC-like
Molecular function (GO): GTPase activity
Source: RefSeq, a predicted model, not a curated record
AUGGAUGAUUUUGUUCAUAACAAAUUAACUGAAUGGGGUCUCAGCGAGUACAUAGAAGGAUUUAAAGAUGAAGGCAUUGACAUGGAAAGUCUUUACUGUCUUGACGAUCAAGAAAUUAAAAGCUUGAUCCCAAAACUGGGGCCACAAACAAAAUUCAAGAAGAUACUCAAGUUGUUAAAGUGUCAACAGGAGCCUGAAGUAGCAGCUGAUUGUGCUCAGGUGAGUAUGACAUUGAAUUUCAUGGGAAAUCGAACGUCGCAUCAUCAGGGCAUGUCCAGCAAAUGCCAGCCACCAGCUAAUGAACAACAACAUGAGAGAAAACUGGAUUCAUACUCAGAAGAAUUCACGCUGUCUGAUGUGAAUGACAUAAUGAGAAAUGUCCAUAAGAGACUACAAAAUGAAAAGAACACAAAGUUCAAUGCUUUCCUGAGGACUAAAAUCUGUAAUUUGGAGACAGAUAAGGAGGAACUGGUUGGGGCUGGAAAGAGCUCUUUGAUAAAUGCCAUCAUUGGAGAAGAGAAUCUUUUGCCCUCUGGAAGUGUCAGUGCAUGUAACUUAGUCAUGAUUAAAGUGGAGGCUAACAUGCACAACUCAAAGUAUGAGGCAGAAAUUGAGUUCAUUAAAAAAGAAGAAUGGAAAGAUGAGUUCUGGACAUUGUCUUAUAUUCUUAAGGAUAAUGUUGGUCAGGAAGAUGACGAUGAUUAUUGUGACACUGUUGAAAAGUUGUCAGCACUGUAUGGAGAAGAAUGGGGAAAAAUAUCCUCUGAAAACCUCAUGGACGACAAAUAUUUCAGAGACAAUCCAGAAUUUCUCCAAUCCAAGAGGAAGAUUUUGACAUGUGAAUCAAGCUAUCUGAAAAAAAUCGUCACAAACACGAGAAGUAACUCGACAGUGGGAGAGGGUAAAGAAGUAAAGAGGUGGUGCUGGCCACUAGUGAAGUGUGUGACUGUCAGGGUGCCUAGUAAAGAUCUUCUCCACCAUGUCACACUUGUGGACCUUCCUGGAAAUGGAAACUGUAACGAGAGCAGAGAUAAAAUGUGGAAAGAGAUUGUUGGAAGUUGUUCUACUGUGUGGAUUGUGACUGACAUUAAUCGAGCAGCAUCAGAGAAAGAACCCUAAAAUGCCAGUAGCCUCAUGGGAAAUGGUGGCGAGUGUCAGCAGAUUCACUUUAUCUGCACCAAGUCUGAUCUUAUUGAAGAUUCCGAUGAUCAGUAAGUGAUUUAAGAUACCAAAAGCACAAAUUAGGCACUGACAAGUGCGGUGGCCAUGAGAACCCAGGUUAUUCAUCCCCCUGUUUAAAUGAUCAUAAAGGUUCAGGUUUCUGAUUGUUUUCAUGCAGGUGUGUCUUGAUCCCUCAACAUCUCAGCCACUCUGCUGGAUUUAGCUCUUUCUCCAUCUAAUCACUGGUAGUGGAAAACAAUGUUAUAAUGUCACGGAUUUUAUGGUUGUUUAAAUCAAACCGUGAACCUUUAAUACAAGGUUGGAUUUGACACAAACGUUUGGCUUUUCAAGUAAUGAUCUUGUAUCACUAUUUUUCGUCCGCGUUCACAGAGAAAACUUUUGCUUACUGCAAAAUAAUGGCUUCUUUGUGUGUUACUGUGAGAAAUAGAAAUAGAUGAGUGGUGGUUUUUUUACUCAUUCAGUU